UUGGAGGUUAAAUAACAAAUAAAACACAAACAUUUUGUAUCGAAAUUGGUAAAGACAAAAUGACGACCUUUUUCGAACACGCCGACCUAGACUGAUGAACUGAGGAGUAUUAUGUUGAGGCAUGGAACUAUAGUUCCAUGGUUGAGAUAUGUCUACACUACAGAACAAAAUACGCAAACGGCGUAGGAGUCGAAUAAAGAGUAUUUGUACAGUAUGCAAACUGUUUCUUUUGGUUGUUGGCAUCACAGCAGUGUUUGUUGGUAUAUUUUCAUGGGUCGCCGUCUAUAAUCAUGCUGUAUCCAAGGAAGUGUUUAUCUUUGUGAGUGACACGUUGUUGGUGGCAACCUAUGCACUUAUUGGUAUGGGAGCAUAUAUUAUCGGCAUGACAAUUAUAGGAGUGUAUGGAGUAUGGAAAAACAGUAAAUGUGCUUUAUUUACGAAUUUUUUUCUAAUUUUGUUGGUACUCAUCAUUAGUAUUGCGUUUACUACAAUGGCGAUUGUAUUCGUCUUCCAGAUGAAACGAGACCUUACUUUGACUCUAAGAGGAUCAAUACUACAGUCGUAUGGCACCAAUGGCGAGGAUAAAGUAACAUUAGCUAUUGACAAACUACAAGUAUACUUUCAGUGUUGUGGCGAAUUCAACUACACGCAGUGGCUUUAUAGCCAAUGGUACGAAGACGAAAAAAUUAAAUACUAUUCGUCUGAAGAAAGAAAACAUUAUCCAAAAUCGUGCUGCACAGUCGAUCCAGAAGAGAUUCGCAUGAUCAGUAAUGAUGGCAUUAGCCCCCGCUUGGUUAACGAAUCAGCUUGCUAUGUCGAUAUACCAAACAAGUUUAUGAAUAACAAGGGAUGCUUUGGAAUAAUUUAUGAAUGGUUGUAUCCCUACAUAUUGAUAUUUGGUGGGAUCGGUGGCGUCAUUAUUAUUAUACUGCUUGCUGAUUUGCUUGGUUUUAUUAUUCUUGUUCGCUAUCUGGAUUUUGAUGCGAAGGACUACAACAAAGACAAAGAUACAGACAAAAUGAGACAUGUAGAUAUGGAACUUCCACCAUUAGAAAACUACAACGACAUGAGCAUGGACAUCCGUAAAUCUGCUGUACCAGAUAUUGAUUUUACAAUGGCACGAAAAUUGUAGCAUCUAAUUAUGAUGCGUUGCUACUAUUUGCACAGUAGAACCAUUUUUAGUCACAACGAAUUACUAUAAUUAUAAUAAUAUCUUAAAUAAUAAUAAAUAAAUAAUAAUAAAUCAUUACAUUUAUGUCAUAGGUUUGAAAAUAAAGUAUAAAUUAAA
Messenger RNA from Saccoglossus kowalevskii, 1288 nucleotides. RefSeq names its product CD151 antigen-like. The record is from RefSeq and is a predicted model, not a curated record. NCBI's taxonomy places the organism in Eukaryota, Metazoa, Hemichordata, Enteropneusta, Harrimaniidae. Gene Ontology annotation, cellular component: plasma membrane.